Messenger RNA from Penicillium atrosanguineum, 459 nucleotides. RefSeq lists its product as uncharacterized. Lineage: Eukaryota; Fungi; Ascomycota; Eurotiomycetes; Eurotiales; Aspergillaceae. Bases 1 to 459 code for a protein of 152 amino acids. The record is from RefSeq and is a predicted model, not a curated record. The transcript is spliced from 2 exons.
AUGUCGACACUACCAAAGCCUCUACCUGUUGUGCUGUGUGGCAAAACCGCAGCCAUAGGAGGGGGCGUGUCGGGGUUCCUGCAACCCGACUAUGAAGUUGUCCAUUUUAUUCAAUCCAAUGAAGCUGCCUUGAAAGAAAUUCCCGAGCUCUUGGCAGGACGUGAUCCCCAGUCCUCCGACGACAACGGCGUCGGUACUCAUGACUACAGCAAACCUCCACGCGCGGUUAUCUUUGGUCGGGGCUUCCCCCUUGAGAACAUCGAGCAGUACUACAAGGCUUGUGCUGGAAGCAAUGCGGACCCUGUAGCCUGGAUCGCGGGUGAUCCUGCUAAAAAGCCCGACCCCAAUGCACCCCCUCCAGGACCAGGUUAUGCCAAGUUCGCGACGGACGGUGUUAAAGCAGUGCUUGAGAAAUGGAAGGAGGAAGGGGCUACUAAGGAUGGAAUCAUUUUGUGGUGA